Petromyzon marinus (sea lamprey) is the source of this 1463-nucleotide messenger RNA. Its product is annotated as inositol monophosphatase 1-like. Gene Ontology annotation, biological process: phosphatidylinositol phosphate biosynthetic process; inositol metabolic process; signal transduction. The record is from RefSeq and is a predicted model, not a curated record. Gene Ontology annotation, molecular function: inositol monophosphate 1-phosphatase activity. NCBI's taxonomy places the organism in Eukaryota, Metazoa, Chordata, Hyperoartia, Petromyzontiformes, Petromyzontidae.
CUGACAGCUGUCCGCUGCCGGCUUGCGUAGGUGCAACUAAUGGAGAGGCGGAGGCGCUGGAUCGGCCACUGAUUCACUGAACGGCACGCGUCUUAGCUGCGGCGCACCGGCCGCGAAGCACUGGGUUACAUAAACAUCUUCAGAUGAAAUGCCAUUCAUUUCCUACUACCGAAUUUAAUGUCAACUAAGGGACAUUUUCAGUUAAAAUAUUAGGCAACUGACUACACCAAGUGAAAUUAUGUAGUUUGCAUAAUUGACGCAAGUUUAACAUUUUCAAUACCAUUCGUUUUCAAUCAAAAUUUAAAUAAAAGGGACAUCUCGACUAUACCGUUGCUUACGUUUCCCCAACCAUGAUCCCUACACAGCAUGGCCGCCGGGAUACCCCCACCCAGCAUGGCCGUUUUGGGUUUGGGCGCGUCAGGGGCCACGGCUCACGCCUCCCGGCGGCUCGGGGCGGCACGGGGAGUCCUCCCAGGAAGCCGGGCGAGGCGACCAUGGCGGAGUCGAGCGGGAGGGACGAGUGGGACGAGUGCCUUGACGCGGCCCUCGAGGUGGCCCGCCAGGCCGGCGAGGUGGUGCGUGCCGCACUCAAGACCGACAAGGAAGUGCUGACAAAGAGCUCGGAGGCAGACCUCGUCACGGAGACAGAUCAAAAAGUCGAAAAACUCAUCAUUUCAUUUCUUCAGCACAAGUUCCCCAGCCACCGCUUCAUCGGAGAGGAGUCGGUGGCGGCAGGCGAGGGCUGCCACCUGGAGGACGCCCCGACCUGGAUCAUCGACCCUGUCGACGGAACCACCAACUUCGUGCACACAUUCCCCUUCGUGGCCGUCUCGAUUGGCUUCGCGGUCAAGAAGCAGCUGGAGCUCGGAGUGGUGUACAGCUGCGCCGACGACAAGAUGUACUCGGCCCGCCGCGGACGGGGUGCCCGCUGCAACGGCGAGGCGCUGAGCGUCUCCGGCAAGCACGAUCUGUCCAAAGCCCUGCUGCUGACGGAGAUGGGGUCGAGCCGAGACGCGGCGGAAAUGAAGACGACGUUGGGAAACAUGCAUCGGCUGCUGGCGACACCGCUGCACGGGAUCCGGCAGCUCGGCUCGGCCGCCCUCAACAUGUGCGCGGUGGCGGCCGGCUUUGCCGAGGCCUACUACGAGUUCGGCAUCCACUGCUGGGACAUGGCGGCGGCGGCCGUGAUCGUGCGCGAGGCCGGCGGGGUGCUCGUCGACACUGGGGGCGGUCCGUUUGACCUGAUGUCGCGACGGGUCAUCGCCGCCAACAGCGAGGCCAUCGCCGGGGCCAUCGCCGCCGUCCUGGAGCAGAGGCAGCCGGAGCGCGACGACGCGGCCACCGGCCCACACUGACACACACCAACACUCACAUUAACACACUCACACAUUAACACACACACACCAACACUCACAUUAACACACUCACACAUUAACACACACACCAACACUCACAUUAACACA